GAACGCCGCAACUUUCAGGCUGAAUUGAUUGCGAGCCGCUGUGGCGCUGACACCUUCCAGCACCACGGACAGCGACAGCGUGGCAGAUUGACGGAUGGGGCGUUUCAGCACCGGACAGAGCUCCCGGACGGGGCUGUUGUUGGCCGGGGCUCCCCCCACCGUAACCCGUGUCAGCAAGAAAAGCGGCUGUGCCUCUUAAAGCUGAUUAAAAUAUCUAUUUGCUUCUCUGAUGAGUGGAUAAACCACCUGACAUUGCUGCUGUAGGACACCCGGCCAUGGCCGCUCAUCACACCCUGAAUGAGUUCAUUUUUGUUUGUUUUUCAGACACAAGAAGCGACGGGGGCCCCUGAUGCCGCCAUUCCCAAGACUCAUGUCUCAUUGAGGUUCCAGACUGCUUACAGUCUUUUCGAGAGUCGGACUGACUUGAGUGAAGAUGAUCAAAACAGCCCCGAGUCGGUCGGCCACCACGCUGCCGCCGGAGACCAUCGACAUCAUCCGGAACAAAACCCACUCCCGCAGAGUGAGACUCAACGUCGGGGGUCUCCUCCACGAGGUCCUGUGGAGGACGCUGGAAAGACUGCCACGCACCAGGCUGGGCAAGCUGCGGGACUGCAACACCCACGACUCCAUCAUGGAAAUAUGCGACGACUACAGCUUGGAUGGCAACGAGUACUUCUUCGACAGACACCCUGGCGCCUUCACCUCUAUUCUGAACUUCUACCGCACAGGGAAGUUGCACAUGAUGGAGGAGAUGUGCGCCCUCUCCUUCAGCCAAGAGCUGGACUUCUGGGGCAUCGACGAGAUCUACCUGGAGUCCUGCUGCCAGGCCAGGUACCACCAAAAGAAGGAGCAGAUGAACGAGGAGCUCAAAAGAGAGGCCGAGAACAUGCGGGAGCGGGAGGGAGAGGAGUUUACCACCACGUGCUGCUCAGAGAAGAGGAAGAAACUGUGGGACCUCUUGGAAAAGCCCAGCUCGUCAUUUGCUGCGAAGAUCUUGGCAAUUGUCUCCAUCCUCUUCAUCAUACUGUCCACCAUCGCCUUGUCUCUGAACACCCUCCCAGAGCUGCAGGACACGGAUGAGUUUGGUCAAGCCUCAGACAACCCGCAACUGGCCCAUGUGGAAGCUGUGUGCAUCGCCUGGUUCACCAUGGAGUACCUGCUCCGCUUUCUCUCCUCCCCAAGCAAGUGGAAGUUUUUCAAGGGUCCUCUCAACGUCAUUGACCUGUUGGCCAUCUUGCCAUACUACGUCACCAUCUUUCUCACGGAGUCCAACAAGAGCGUGCUGCAGUUCCAGAAUGUCCGGCGGGUGGUGCAGAUUUUCAGGAUCAUGCGCAUUCUUCGUAUUCUCAAGCUCGCGCGUCACUCCACGGGUCUUCAGUCUCUGGGUUUCACCCUGAGGAGGAGCUACAACGAGCUGGGCUUGCUGAUCCUCUUCCUGGCCAUGGGCAUCAUGAUUUUCUCCAGUCUGGUGUUUUUUGCUGAGAAGGAUGAAGAAGACACUAAAUUUAAAAGCAUCCCUGCCUCUUUCUGGUGGGCUACCAUCACUAUGACCACAGUAGGUUAUGGAGAUAUUUACCCCAAAACUCUUCUGGGUAAAAUAGUUGGGGGCUUAUGUUGCAUUGCAGGAGUGUUGGUAAUAGCUUUGCCCAUCCCAAUCAUUGUAAAUAACUUCUCUGAGUUCUACAAAGAGCAAAAGAGGCAGGAAAAAGCCAUCAAACGAAGAGAAGCUCUGGAGAGAGCAAAGAGGAACGGUAGCAUUGUUUCAAUGAACUUCAAAGACGCUUUUGGUCGCAGUGUGGAGCUCAUGGAUGUAAUAGUCGACAAAACAGAGGAAAAUAUUGAGAAGCUCCAUGAUAAUCAUGUGUCCCCACAAAGAGGGACUCCUGGACUCAAGUCAUCCACAAGCCCCUGCAGCCCCUCCAAGACCUUUGAUUUGAACUACAAAGAGCCAGCCAAACCCUCCAGCAGCCCUCAGCACCUCAGCGCCCAGAAACUGGAGGAGAUGUACGGUAAAAUGUCAAAGACUCAGUCACAAGCCAACACUGAGAGGAGGGACAAAAGGCAGUAUUCCAAAAUGGUUCAACAGAGGGCAGAGUUUGAGAUGGAGAACAUCUCUGCUGGAGCUGCACCCAGCACAGUGGAUGCAGUGACGGACAUGAAGAGCGUGUCCAGCAUCGACAGUUUCACCAGCUGCGGCGCUGAAUUCCCUGAAAGCUCGCGCUUCUCCCACGGCCCCAGCAGCAUCACACAGGGGAGGGUCCGGAGAAACCCCAGCCUGGAGCCCACCAUUGAAAAUGAGCAUGAAGGAUCACACAGCAUCACCACUCCCCAGGCAGGAGAAAGGACCAGGCGCAACCUCGGAGACCCGUGUGGAAGCAACGCACCAAGGAGUGAAUCGCUGAAGGUCCGAGUCACAAUAGGAGAGGACUUCGGGGCAGGAGUGCUCUCGGACAGCUCGUCGGCUCAGAGCCCAGAGACCUCCAUCUACACCACUGCCAGCAGCGGGACACCCAGCAAGAGCCCCGAGAACAUACUGCCCAGGAUCUUCACAUUCCACGAUUCAUCCAUCAAUAAGUUCAUCGAUGCUGACACAGACGAGGACGAGCAUCUGCAUGACGCCCCCAGCUCUAGUGCGACCCAAAGACUACUGGAGAAACCCAGCCCCAACUACAGCCAUCAUUCCAGUUUCCAGCAGAGCCUAAACCACAUGGAGGCUCUUCAGAGGAAACUAGGCAACAGCACACAGGUGCAGGAGAACCAUGUGGCUCAGGAGACACUGCCACUCCAGGGAGAGAAGAGUCACUCCAGCUCCUAAAAGAAGGAAAACUACAACCAAAAGAUGAGGAGGUGACAGAGGAGAGCACACCAGCUUUAUCACAAAUGAGAACAUUUGCAGAACCAUAAACUGCCACUCUCAUGAACACGUCACAGAUGUGCGAUGAUAAAACUUGUGUUCUUCUCUGCUGCCUCUACAAGUGAGUCUUGGUUAAAUCAAUCAAGCAGCAGACUCUUGAAGUUGGAUAAAAAGAACACAGUGGGAGGAUUUUUACAGUUUCUACAUUUUUAGAACAGAUCAUAAUCCAAUUAUCACACUCUACGCAGUGGUUUACAAAAAAUCAUUUUUUUAAGCAAGAACCAACUUUUUGUGACAUCUCUGGAAGCCACUAUAAAGCCACUGCAGCAAAAGCUGUCAAAUCAGUAGCAAACCACAAAGAGCUCUGAAAAAAGCUACAAUCAGGAGAGAGAUUUCACAUACCUUUAUUGCAGUAUGAAAGCAGAACACCAGUCUUUGACUCCCUAAAGUGUUUAAUUAUAUACAAUGUAUAUUACAAAGGUGAGGGGUUGAGAGUAUGUUUGCUUCCUUUCACUACCUCUGGCCUUAGUUCGUGUUUUAUGUUUGUGUGAAGAGGAGACAGCCUGAAGCAGGCAGAUGGACAGCACAUGCUUAUGGAGCCCUGGGAAUGACAUUAAAAAAUAAAUAAAUAAAUUGUUCCCUCAAAUUAAUCAUUUUUGGCAAAAAAAUCAUUAUUUCGUAACCCCAAAUUCAAUCUUUUUAGCAUUGUGUUAGCAUAAAUUAAGAUUUUGUGCACACAAAUUGGUAUUUUGGUAAAAUACCAUCCUACUACUAAUUGGUGGCCACAAAAUAGUAAUUUGAGUGUGCAAAAUGCUUAUUUUUGCUCACAGAAUGCUAAUUUAAGAACACAAAAUGUGCCCACAAAAUGCUAAUAUGUACCUACAAAAUGAUCAUUUGUACCCACUAAAUACUAAAAUGUGCACACAAAAUGCUAAUACCUAUGCAUAAAAUGCUAAUAUGUGUGCACAAAAUGCUGAUGUGCACACAAAAUGCUAAUACCUGUGCAUAGAAUGCUAGUAUGUGUCCACAAAAUGCUAAUGUGUACACAAAAUGCUAAUAUGUUUCCACAAAAAACUAAAUUGUGCACACAAAAUGAUGAUCUGUGCACAAAACGUUUAUUUUGCUGCCCACAAAAUGCAAAUUUAUGGCCACAAAAGAUUAAAUUUGAGGGAACAGCUUUUUUUUAUUUUUAAUGUCAUGUCCAGAGCUUGGUACCUGCCCAUGUGUGUCUGUGCAAUAAUUACUGCUCAGUAUAUUUAAAGUCAAGUAGCAUUAGUGGUCUCUUGUGUGCUGGGUGACUUCUUGCUUGACAUGUGUUGGUAUUUUUACUACACAAUUUGUAGCACUGCAGUCAGACUUGGUGGGUCUGCAUUUAUCAUUUGUUUCAUUUUGAUCCUACUUUGUCCCACUUUUGCUGAGAGAAAGCACCCCCCCCCCUCCCCCCGAAUCAUCUGCACAAUGUAAACUCAAAUGAAAAAUGUGUUAUUUUUUUUAUUCAUGUUAUUUUUUUUAAGUGUCUGUUUUCCCAUAGGAAUUCCUAUAGGAAUUAUAUAUAUUUUCUGUGAUCAGAUUCCAAUAUCAAACAAAAGGGGAAGUUAUUUUAUUUUUACUUUUAUUUUAGAAAGUUAUUUUCAUCACACAAUAUUUUUCUGUUCUGGGGAACAAACAUUUGUCAUAAACUGAUAGACAGUCUAUUCAAGCUGGAAGGUUUUUCUCUCCCAAAUUCUUUGGUUCAUGUAUGGGUGUGAAUAUUGUACAGUUAAAACUAUAAAAUAGCAUCUACAAAAAAAAAACAUCAUAUAAUAAUUUAUAUUUUUAAAGUAUUUUCUAACACAAUGAACUCUUAGACAAAGGUGUUGUGCUAACCUCAUAGUUUUGCAUUUCAGUGCACUGUAAUUACAAGUAUGCUAGGGGAAGUUACAUUCCUUAGACAGUAUUUUGUGAAAGACGUUUCUGUUUUCCCGGCUGUUUCCUUCUUGAAUAUAUUUGUCCUUCUGUCUUUAGUGCAGUGAGAAGAACCAAAGAGUUGUUCUUUCUGAUGACUUAACACACUGUGUCAUGUUUGUUCUCAAAAUGUUUGACCAUUCUUGGUGCACGUCAGGUGAUCUCACUCACCACAAACAUGGACAAUGACAUGCAACAGACAGUACCGCCUCUUUCGGUUCUACAGUGUCCGAAAAGGUUUUGUUCUUUAAGAGACCUAAGAUUGAUUUCUUUUUAAACAAGCCAUAAUACAGAGGGGAAAAAAGAAUUACACAUCAGUUUAAUUGAUAGGAAUAAUCUUUAAGACUUACACAUGAAUGGAAAAAGUUUGUUUAAAUCCUCUUAUUGGUGUUCCUGAAGGGCCCUGAGGCAUUUUCUCACCCAUACAUUUCCUGAAUAUUUGCUGCAUGAUUGAUAGCUGAUUCUUUUCAUUUUGAGCUGCUCGGCUGUAGAUUUGCUGGUAUCUUCGGAGCAGCUGUCUGAUUUCAACGUUAUUAGCUGUUUGAAAGAUGUCCCCAUGAAGAUUUUUAACAAUUAAAAGCCAAAAUGUUAUUAUUAUAAUUUGACAUUUUAGUUUAUAAAACAAUUUUUAAAUUAAUUGAACCAACGUAUUGUGGUUUUUGGCAGGUGUUUUAUGCUAAAAAGAAAAAACGCAUUGCAGGAAAGUGAAAUGUGGAGCUUUAAAUUCAGCAGAAUUUUUAAUUCAGUCUGCUAAUGAAAGUUCUGAACAGAUAUUAACCCCACAGUUAUAUUUAUCAAUAACACAAAGCAACAUUUUGUCUACGCAGCAAACUUUAAACCUUAAGAGUUCAAUCCUCCCUGCAGACGGCUGUAUGUAGUCUUUGCACAUAAGCUGAGUUAGAUAUUCUUGUGCCUUCGCUUUUACAAACCUUGCAUACUAAAUUACCCUAAUCAUGUCCCAGUGACAGCCAGGCCACCUGUGCAGCAAACCAACACAAAGAGCACUGAUGCAUUUGACAUCAGAGCUCAUUCUUACCGCGUCUUUCCUUUGCACUUAAAUGUACCAAACAUUUCCAUGAUAAAGAUCCCGUCCACAAACAGGUGCAGACUCACUCUACCAGGAGUGAAUGAUCACUGUUUCCAUGGUGAUGGUUGAGAUGACUGGAUGGCUCACAUUUGAUGCAUGCGCGCAGCUUAAUGUGUGCAGAAUGCAUACUUACAGACUUGUCAUUCACUCUUUCAUUUCUUCAUUCAUUCAUCUCAGUUGUCCUGACGGUGAGGUGAGGCCUGGAGGGAAAUUGUAAACCGAUAACUGGAUUGUGAACCUCUAGGUCGUCCUGCUACUUGAUUUAUUUCACCUCUUGUGAGCAUGUGAGCAUCUCAGCAAAUUAUAAAAGAGCAGAUGGAGCGUGAUUGCAUGGAGCCGAACCCGCUGUAAGGUGUUCCAGGAAUUUAGCCCCCUGUUCCUGGAGGGAACCAAUGUGAAAUGUGAAGGGGACUAGGAACUAGUGGUGUGUGACAGAUAGUGUUGUGGAUCCGAGCUGUCAGCUUGAUUAGAGCUCAUGUCAUGAAUGGUGCUGCAGCAUUUCAACCUCCAGUUUCCGCCAGAACAAUUCCUUGACAAAAAUACUAUGAUCAUUCCAAACAAACUUGUGCGAGCAGGUACUGCAGCCGCACAUUUUUCUGAGUGCCCUGUGUGAGUCCAUGAAUACUGUCAUGGUCAUGGUAAGGGUGUCCCCCUGCAAGGAGUCAGGAGAUAAAAUGCAGCUCCAGGAAGCAAACUUUCAAACCAAAGGGUUUCAUAGAAAGGAGCUUUUGCAUCCAGCUUUUUAAAGCUGCAUAGUAACGGAAUAAAAAUGUCAAACUGACGAAUGGUUGUAUGACUGUGCUGAUGAAGGCGUUAGAAAAGAAGAAAAGGAUAGAUAGACAGGCAAAAAAGGGUUGGGUGAGUAACUCGGUGAGGAAUGAGAGUUCAUUAGAAUUCAUGACACAACAGUCACUCAUGUAAAAAAAAAGGAGAAAUCUAUUGGGGAAAAAAGCCAAUAAUCGCAGUCAAAUUUCUGCAAAACAAGCCACAGUCAAUUUGAAUAGAUUUAGUUCUUUUCUAACAAUGUCUUUAUUGACUUUUCUUUGUUUUUUCUUGGAAUGCACUUUAUUGAUUUUUCUCUGAAGGAGCACCCCUGUUGUCACGUUUCACUUCAAAUGUCAACAUACAAAGACAAGCUGGCUGAACUGUUUUCCGGAAGCACAAUUUAAAAAAUCCUGAAACAAUUUGUUUUUGUUUUGAUCUUUUGAAAUUCAGUGUUUCACACAGAAUGUUCAAGCUCUAAUUUAAUGUCCUUUAAUGUCUGCUCCCGUCAUUCACGGAAAACAGCUCUGCGUGCUGUCCUAUCUGUGUCUGGCAAAACGUCGGUUUUGAAAGUUUCAUACUUUGUACCUGUUCAAUUUGUAGAGUACAACAUGUUUGUGGUUUCUGUUUCUGACGCAUGUAGCGCUUUAAAACCUUGACAGACUGAACUUGUAAAUAUCAUCAAAAAGCUGUAGGUUAAUGCCUAAAAUGAGCAGUUUGAAGGUAGUUUUCUCAUUUUAUCAACUGAUGCUCAAUAAAAAAUCAGAAUUAAGAACUGCUGUCUGGCUGUGUUAAAUUAAAUAUGUCAAUAACAUUCACUGUAGGGAAGGGAGGAGGACUCAAAGAGGGUUUGCAGUUGAUGUUGAAUUUGUGGUUUGAUAAAACAGCGCCCUCUGGUGUUUCUUCUGGUUUAAAGGCAGAGGUGAGAGAUAAAAUUCAAAAGUCUCUUUAAGAUCAUCUGGGAUCCAACAACAUUCUUAAUUUUAUUGUUUCUUGUAUUCCUUUUUUUUUUUUUCUGAUAAAUGUACUGCUGGUUUUUGCAAAAUUUGUCAGUAAAAUCUAAAAGAAACAUUAUCUUUUAACAACACCUUUUAUAAAGCUCCAUGUAUUUGAAAUGAAGGUAGAUGACAACAGGUAGGCUGGUUGAGGAAACAUAAUGGAGUGGAGCUGUUGGAGGUCAUGUUGGAGCAGACAAGUCUCCAGCAUAUUUUGUCUCUUGGCUCCACUUGACAGACUAAUUAAGAUUUAGGAUGUAGUAUGAAACUCAAUGUAUUCAUAAAUACUUUUAAGGUUUUUUUGUGGUAAAUGGCAAAAGCUUAGGAUACAUUGUGCUUAUUUUUUAGGGGGGGUGGGUAAAAUUCCUCAUUGUGAGUUAAUUUCUCAACAAAUGCGAAAAAAAAACUUCAUUAACAAAAGUUUAGUUGAUGGGAAAUCAGCAGAAAACCGUCGUAAUAUGUAACCCAAUGCAAUCUGCCCAAGUGUGAACACCUGACCCACACCCUUAUUGUGGAAGUUACCGACGUCCAUAUAAGUUCCGGGUCGGCAGAUUCACUUCCUGCCUGCUUCUUCCUGCUCCCGGCUGUUGCUGCUUCUGUGGCCACACCAGGACAACUCUGAAAACUUGACACAAACCCAUUUGUAAAACUCUAGUCUUGCACUAGAUUUAUGGUAAUUCCAUCCCUCAAAAGACCUGAUCAUUGAUCAGGUUUGUUUUUUUUUGUUCCAUUUUUGAACCCCCAUUGGAUGGGGAGCUACCCAACUGCACAAUCCUGGGAUCCUGGACACUACCACCUCCAAUAACAUCUCAUCAGCGACAGCAAACCUCCCAACUACAUCACUACCAACAGACUUUUGGAUGCCACACAAUAGGAUUCAGCCAAAUGUCGUCCCAUGUUCUGUGUUGUAUAAGUGUUUUGUUUUGUUUAAAACAAUCCAUUGCAUUUUACCUUCA
Molecule: messenger RNA, 8598 nt
Organism: Oryzias latipes (Japanese medaka)
Lineage: Eukaryota; Metazoa; Chordata; Actinopteri; Beloniformes; Adrianichthyidae
Source: RefSeq, a predicted model, not a curated record